AUGCAAUUCAAGCUCAAUUUAUUUUUGCUACUACUUUUCUUUGCUAAUAGCAUUUAUGCUCUUAGCAAAUGCUAAUGUACUAUAGAUUCUUCUUCUUUUCCAGGUUCUAGUACUGCUCCACCUACGUCUCUUGUUUUAUCUGCUGAUAAUGAAAUUGUUGGAAAUACAGAUGUAGGAAAACUUAUUGCUGUAGGUUCUAUUCAAGUCCUUCAGUAAAUUUUUUAAGUCGAAAAGCAAUCAAUUACAGGACUUAAUCACAAUUGCCCUUCUGGAUAUAUUCCUCUUACAAAAGAUGAUAUUACUACCAUAAUAGGAAGAUCUGAUAUAAUUUCUUUAGUUGGAUCAACAUACUUAAAUCUUGAUUUCACAAAAAAUGUUUACUAUUCUUCUACUAAAGUAAACGCAACAGCGACUAACGGUAGUGAUAAUAAUUCAUAUUUCUACUUUACUUUAACUUUAGAUAAAAAUAAUAACUUUGCCAUAGGUAAUUCAAGCACACACUGGGAAUCUAAAGUAAAAUCUACUAUUUGCAAAAGGUCUUUAUAGUCGUAUUCUGUUUCUCUAAAUGGCUAUGAAGGUAUCGAUUUAGAAAAAGGGAAAUCCUACUAAAUGCAAAUUACUAAUAAAAAUGUUGAGCAAUAUUACAUUUAUGAUAAUAAUGGAAACAAAUUUACCACUUAAACCUUCAAUUAUACUCAUAAUGGAGAUUCUUAAUGGGGAUGCGCUACACUCCACUUCAAGCUAUAACUCUUUGGUGGAGCUAUUGCUGGUGAUUGCCUUGCAAUUUGGACUUAUAAUCAGAUUGCCUUUAAUGCCGAUUCUAGCAGUUUCAAUAUGAAUUCAAUCAAAACGGCUGUCUUGCCAGGGAUCAAAGCAAAUAUAAACAAUGCAUUCUUUUUCACUCCUGGCUCAGCUCCUAUAGCUCCAAUAAUAGGAGACUCAAGUUCAUUUUAUGUCUGCUACUAAGUUUAGACAUCAAAAUAGUUGAUGGUUUAGAAGGUAUCAAGUACAGGUACUCCUAUUGGAGCAGCUAUUGAUACUAAAUAAACUGGGAGACCUUUCGAUAUAGUUUCUACAGAAUUUGGCUUUGUGCUAAUGGCAGCAGAUUCAACUUAAAGAGCUUUCAUAUAAGCCAUAAACAAAGAUGGAUCUUAGAGAUGGCUUAGAAUACUAAUUAACAAUGGAGAUAAACCAGACAACCCAAAAGAUUAAAUUGAAUUUUUCACUAAUGAAAAAUGUGACUUACCAUUUGGAAUGAAUUGCAUGUUCAAUCCUCAUAAUGGUAGACUUAACUAUGCUAGAGGAAAAAUUUAAGCAAUUUGGGCUCAUUAUAAUCAUUUUGGAAAGAAUGGUGAUGGAGGUAGAGAUGAUCACACUGGAGAUACAAUGAUCAGCUUAGAUGCUGAUACAGGAUAUGAUUAGAAUAUCUUUUGGAGUUGGGAAACUUCUCACUCUUUGUAUUAGAAUAUGCACUAUGAUGGAUAGAACUUAUAUGUUGCUUCUCUUGGAGAUGCUUACCCAAUGAAUAUUAACUUUAAAGUUUGUAAUAUUGAUACUUUUUCAUGUAAGGGAAGUAGUACUAUAGUUUAAGGAAAUAUUCCAGGUGAUGGUUAUGGUGACGCAUCAGGUAGAACUGGUAGUUUCUUUAGCAUUAUAGGAAACAGAAAUCAAAAGCUAUUUGUUUAUUAGAGAAAGGCAAGCAAAGGAGGACACAAUGGAUCUGUCUCAACAAAUACAGUAAAUGAACUUGCUGUACUUAAGUUUGAUUCCUAGCUGAAAUAUAUUUCAACUACAACUCUUUUGAGUGGAGAUCUAGCUUCUAGAGUAAAUAGUAUAAGAUCAGUACCAUAUGGUAAAAAUAUUUUGCUUGCUUACUCAGUUAUUCCUUCUUCUGAACUUAAAAAUUUCAACCGUUAAUACAGCGAUGAGAAAGUAGACUAAGCUUAUAUUGCCUUGUUAAGUGGUGUUGAUGGAUCAUUUUUAAUAGAACCAUAAUAAUUACCUGCCUUCCAAAUAAAUCCUGCUGAUGACUGGAGAAUACUAGAAAAUGGAAGCAUUGUUUAUACAUAUAUAGACAAAAAUAACAAUUUAAAUAUCUACUACACUCCUGCAAUUACAAUUCCUAAUUAUCCAAAUCCGAUUCUACCAUAUGAUAGCAUAUAUGGUUUUGGUAAUUUUACAAAUACAUAAUUGAAAACCCCUUUAAAUAAUUACAACAAAAUUUGUGUUAAGUAAGGUGAUUCAAAUUGGAGUAUUGUAGACUUUAGUAAUAACCCAUCAAACAGUAAUAAUUAAUGUGUUUCUGGUAGCAAGUAAACUAGUGAUUGUAUCUCUAUCUCAUUUAAAAAUAGUUUCAAUAGCUUCUGUAUAUUUUUAAUGAUAAUAACAUUCCGUUUCUGA
This is a messenger RNA of Tetrahymena thermophila SB210, 2400 nucleotides long. RefSeq lists its product as hypothetical. Lineage: Eukaryota; Ciliophora; Oligohymenophorea; Hymenostomatida; Tetrahymenidae. The record is from RefSeq and is a predicted model, not a curated record. The transcript has a single exon.